Anisakis simplex (herring worm) is the source of this 294-nucleotide messenger RNA. NCBI's taxonomy places the organism in Eukaryota, Metazoa, Nematoda, Chromadorea, Rhabditida, Anisakidae. The record is from the annotation of a GenBank genome assembly.
AUGCUGAAACUAUCAGCUGAGCAUGAGAAACGUGAAGAUGAUGGCAUAGGGCAUGCUCGGAGUGCGAAUGAGCACGACCAUGAGCAUGAGCAUGGGCAAAAUGUGCAUAAAGCUAUUGGACUAUCACUAAUAAUUGGAUUCAUCGUUAUGCUUAUCAUUGAUCAGGCAACGCGAUCAGCUACCUUUAAAGCUGGAGAGAGACCUAAGUUCAAAAUGACUGCUACGAUUGGUUUGGUGGUGCAUGCAGCAGGUAUUCACAUGACCGAUUUAUGGAUUUUCUUUAUGUUCAACUGA